Molecule: messenger RNA, 1805 nt
Organism: Dothidotthia symphoricarpi CBS 119687
Lineage: Eukaryota; Fungi; Ascomycota; Dothideomycetes; Pleosporales; Dothidotthiaceae
Exons: 3
Coding region: 175-1704 (509 amino acids)
Molecular function (GO): RNA binding
Source: RefSeq, a predicted model, not a curated record
GACCAAGGUAUGCGCCACCCGUCGUGGCUCGCGCGCGCACGAGACUGACGGCCGGUAGCUCUGGGAUCAUGGGCCGACGAGAUGGAGGACAUGCCAAUGCCUGGUAAGACACGCCCCCCGCACCACGCACGCCGCCGCGAGCACUGACCCGCGCCGGUGGACGUGGACCCCGACAUGGCGUGUGCUGACCAUGUCCCAGCUGGCGGUAGUUCUUCUGCGUAUGGCCGCGACCGACCAACGUUCGGCUCCGGCGGCGGUGCUGGAGGAUUUGGCGGCGCCGACCGCGGCAGCUAUGCCGACCGUGGGUUUGCUACGCGCGAAGAGCUGCCCCUCCCCUCCAAGCCCCCCUACACGGCCCAUCUGGGCAACCUGUCCUUCGACGCCACAGAGGGCGACGUGAACGACUUCUUCGCCGACUGCGAGGUCACCAACGUGCGCAUCGUCGAGGACAAGCUGGACCGCAAGCCCAAGGGCUUCGGCUACGUCGAGUUUGGCAGCGUCGACGGCCUGAAGAAGGCUCUCGCCCUGUCUGGCACGCAGUUCCAGGGCAGAAAUGUCCGCGUCAGCGUCGCCGAGCCCCCCAAGGACCGCCCCGAGCAACGCGACAUCUCCGACUGGACCCGAAAGGGACCUCUCCCCGACCUCCCCGGCCAGCGUCGCCCGGCGGAACGCAGUGCUGGUGGUGGCUUCAGCCGUGGCUUCGACGCAGGAGCAUCGGAUGCCGGCAGCGACCGUGGUGAACGCCGUCGCGCACCCGCCUUUGAAAGGGAGGGAGGAGGCACGCGCGAUUUUGGCAACUGGGAGCGCAGGGGCCCUCUAUCCCCCUCUGCUGCCCCUCCAUCCGGUGGCGAGUCAUUGAAAGAAGGCGGCAGGCAACCCAGCUUUGCCGGAGGAGCCCGUGAGCGUAGGCCAGAUGCCGCCUGGGGCGAGCCUCGCGCAGCCGACGACCCGCGUGGGCCGCGUCGCGAGUUCCAGCCACAGGCCGAGAAGGCACAGUUCAACAGAGAGCCCACUGCUCCCGAGCUUGACAACCAGUGGCGAUCCAAGAUGCGCGCCGAUGCCGCCUCUCCUACCUCGACACCUGACGCGAGCGUCCCCUCCUCGCCCGCCCCUCCCCAGUCCUCUGCGCCUGCUUCGCGUCCCAGGCUAAACCUUGCGAAGCGAACAGUCUCCGAAGCACAGCCAAACGCAGAAGCAGCCUCUUCUGAUAAGCCAAAUCCGUUUGGCGCGGCACGCCCCAUCGACACUGCUACCCGCGAGAAAGAGAUUGAAGAGAAGAGGCAGCUCGCAGUGCGCGAGAAGAAGGAGGCAGACGACAAGGCCCGCGCGGAAAAGAGGGCAAAGGAAGCAGCAGAGAAGCCCGCACCCAAGGAGGAGGAAAAGCCUGCCCCAGCCACCGAGGCUAAGGAGGACGUUGUCGAAGAGAAAGAGGCUGAAGAAGAGGCCCCGCCCAACGGCGAGGACGAGGAUGUUGACGGCGAGAUCGUCGAAGACAAGGCCGUCAAGCCGCAGGAGAUCGUUCGCGAUCCUCCCAAACCCGCAGGAGGGUCAUGGAGAAAGAAGUCCGACACCCCUGCUUCGCCGCCAGCUGGUACCACAACCGAGACUCUUGACGAGGACGGCUGGAGUACCGUCACCAAGCCCGUCAAGAGCACCAAGAACACGCGCCGUGGAGGAGCCCCAGCUCGCGCCAUUGCGUCGUAGUGUGAAAGCGUCCAUCUUCGCUAUCCUCGACCUUCUGGCUCUUUUGUUUCAUUUUAGCGUUCUGGGAUGAUCGCAACGCCCCGCACAUGUUCCGGCGUGGU